CCAACAAGUUGUUAGGACGAUUAGACUUGCUAUAAGUCAUUUGUUAUAACUAGACAACAUCUGGGUCAUCAGGUUUCUUUUCUUUCUAUUUCCUGGUCCUUUCGGGAGGCAUUUCAGUAUCAUCAUCAGCAUGGCGGAUACAGAACUACAGUCUGGAGUUUCCAAAGCUGCUAAGAAGAACAAGAAAAGGAGAAACAACAAGAAACCGGCACAAAGCGAGGGCCGCGUGUCAGACUGGGGUGACAGCACACCACAUGACGACCCUCUGGAAACACUGAAAGAGAAACUGGCUGAAGCAAAGGCGAAACAGGACCAUCCUCUAGCCUCCAAACUCAGACAACAGAUAUGGCUUCUACAGGACGACGCAGCUGGUGUGAGGCCAGAACUAGACCCACAGAUCCUUGCCUCUCUGGACACAAAUCUGCCCAAGAAAGCGGAGAAGAAGGUUGAAGUAGAAGAAAAGCCAGUCUCGAGCUCGGCCGGUUCCUCGGUAGACAAGCAGCUGAAAACCCUCAGGAAAAAGUUACAACAGAUCGAGAAACUGAAGCAAAGGAAGGCUGGUGGGGAGAAACUAGAAGCAAAUCAGAUGGCUAAAGUGGAGAAAGAACAAGAAGUCCGAGAUGAGAUAGAGGAGAUUGAGCUCCUGAUGAGGCAGGCAGCACUGGGACUGCUGUGAUGGGGAGGCCUGGAUAAAGCCCUUUCCUCACUAAGGACCUUUUACUACUAAGGACCUUUUUGUACUAAGGCCCUUUUUCGACUAGGAUAAAAUUGUCCGUAUCGACCCAAAUAGAGUGCUUUUGGCGACCGGCUUUGAUCUGGUCAACUUUAUCUCAGCAAUACCCAGCGAGAUGGAUUGUUUCUGAGCCAUGCUAAGCCGAACUGAGCUGGAUUGGGAGCGUUCACACCGGGGUAAAGUUGACAGGAUCGAAGCCAGUCACCAUUCCCCGCUGCCGCCAAUCUAUUCAGCUUGAUCUGGACAUUUUUAUCCUAGUACAAAAAGGGCCUAGUAGGAUGCAAUAAUAAAUACCAAAUGGUAACACCAGUGCCAAAUCUGAGAUACAUUCCUCUGUUUGCCUGGAAUAGAUUGAAGUGAAAUGACAAUGCCUAACUCUACUCACAUUUUGUUGCAUUACAAUCGUACAAACUUAUGGUGAGGAGGCACCUUCUGAAUACUAAAGGCUGAAUAGCGAAGGAAGUAGUGUAGUCCAAGCACCCAAAUAUCCAAUAAUACACUUGUGUAUUUUUCUAAUGCCCCCCUUUCAAAUACAUUAACCUCACUAAUAUUGAAGAUAAUAUUCUUAAAGCCAACAUUACAAAUAUGCAAGUUUUAGAUGUCAGCUUUAGUUUCUUUUGUAACUAAAUGUUUCAUAAAUAGACUUGACAACUCAAGGACACAACAGCAAAAAUAGGCAAUAUCUUACUAUUUUAUUACAACUCAGUCAUAGUCAUACAGAGUGUGUAUGCUUGGCCCUUUUGCCAUGGGCAGGCCUCUGAAUUCUUUGAUAUGUCUCAAAAAUUAACACUGUAACAUCAAGUGUAAGCAGCAAAAGCAAGAUACACCUGUACAAGUAUAUAUCAUUCCUUUUAUACGUAUCUUGUGCUUAGUUUAUGAUAUGAGAAUUAUGAUAUGUGGCACUGAAUAUGAUAUGUAACACGUAAACUUUUUUCAUUAAAAAUAUUUGGAGGUAACAUAGUACUAGUAUAUAAAAUCUCUGAGUCUGACUAGUACUAUUAUUAAUCAAAUAUUUACAAACACUGAUUCAUUACAACUAUAAAAUUGCAGCAUUUUUCUAACAUUCCAGAAACUGGAUGAAAUUUGAAGAACAAAACUACAAAGGACGUAAUUUACACAACAGUUUCCAUAGAA
This is a messenger RNA of Branchiostoma belcheri (Belcher's lancelet), 1867 nucleotides long. RefSeq lists its product as uncharacterized. The coding region runs from base 131 to 676 and encodes 181 amino acids. The transcript has 4 exons. NCBI's taxonomy places the organism in Eukaryota, Metazoa, Chordata, Leptocardii, Amphioxiformes, Branchiostomatidae. The record is from RefSeq and is a predicted model, not a curated record.